AUGAUUAACAUGGGCCGCUUCAAAUUACCGCCCAUCAAGAAUGUCUUGGAUGUGGCGAUGCAAACCGUGAGGCAGCAAGUACCAGAGAAGUCCGGUGCUCCACCGCGCCCACCACAAAAUGUCCGAUUUGCGAAUGCAGGCAAGUACAUGCAUGCGUAUAAAUUUGUCAAAACUUUUCGAAGAAAACAACACAAAGUAAAAUAUUUUCUAAUCCCCCAAUAG
This is a messenger RNA of Leptosia nina, 222 nucleotides long. The record is from the annotation of a GenBank genome assembly. NCBI's taxonomy places the organism in Eukaryota, Metazoa, Arthropoda, Insecta, Lepidoptera, Pieridae.